Molecule: messenger RNA, 1317 nt
Organism: Plasmopara halstedii
Lineage: Eukaryota; Oomycota; Peronosporomycetes; Peronosporales; Peronosporaceae
Product: Ubiquitin-associated/translation elongation factor EF1B, N-terminal, eukaryote
Exons: 5
Coding region: 1-1317 (438 amino acids)
Molecular function (GO): protein binding
Source: RefSeq, a predicted model, not a curated record
AUGCAGCUAAAUGGGAAUCACUACAUUGAAAACCUUGAUGCAGAAUUGGUGUCCAAGAUUAAUACGUACCUAUCUGGCAUCUCCGUGACUGACCACAACCCGGCAAUUCUAUUUUGCUGGGAUCACGAAGCGCUGGAAGAAUUUGCGAAUGCAGCCAAUGCACAGACUAUUGAACAUCCGCAAUGGUUUUCACAAACCCGUGGAAGUGUGACGCCCAUGACUGUCAUGAAUGAUGUCAUCUGCUACUUAGCACAAUUAAGCGGUGGACGAUGCGACCACGUCCUACUCGCACCCAAUUCCCUUAUUCAGUACGGACACUUGCAAGAGCGGCUACAGUAUAUGCAAUACGAUGACUUUAUGCAGAAGUGUAUGGUCAAUGUGGCCCCAGGUAAAAAGACUCCAACACUUUUAAACAUUACCGAUGACGGGCGCGAGCUGCUGUUGGAGCGUCAUGGCGCUAACGAGCACAGUAUACGAGUGGCAGAUCUUAAGGAGUUGAUCCUUCAGCAUCGACAUCAACUUUCUUCCAGCGAAAUUGCUGCCACGUCAUUCCGUUUGCAGCUUGCGGAUCUCGAAAACAGUUUUGUGCUGCUUCGAGGCCAUAUUUUGGCUGAUCCAGAUAUCGUUGACCUCAACGCUUUACUCCCGACGGACUUCUUCGUGUUUGUAGCCGAUAACGUGCAGACUGGCAAUCAGUCGAUUUCUCGCUGUGAAAUGCACAAGAAUCAAGCAGAUCCCGCGAUAUUUGAAUUGCAGCGAGCUCAACUUGUGGAAAUGGGAUUCUCAGCGGAUUUAGCAGCUCAGGCAUUGCAUGAAUGCGGUUGUAAUCUCUCGGAUGCUGCUGCUUUGCUGGCAGAAGGAAAUUUGUGCAAGGGAACCAAAGACAUGAAUUCCCAGGUGACGACCAACUUAGGUUCACAGUAUCCCUUUUCGCUCCGAAGUUUGGUGCAUGAUGGAGAUUUGAUGAAGUUACGAAAGUUGGCAGCAGUUGAUUCGUUUCGCGCAUUACUUUUUCUGAAAGAAACAUUCUCAUCAGAGGCUUUAGAUCAACUUAAUGAGAAUUCGAUGGCGACACUGCAGCUACUUUUGCUGCCUGUCCCGGCACCAUCUUUACGUGCAAUACAUACGUCAAGUGAUGAUGCCAGUAAUGUCGAUGUUUUAAAGGCAUCGGAUUCAACAAGCAAUCCCACAACCAACGCCAUUGAUCGACUUGUUGCGAUGGGGUUUGCUCGAGAUUUGGUCGAGGUCAUGUAUGAAAAUUGCAACAGCGAUGAAAUGCUAACGGCAAACGCGUUGCUGCAAACGUUAGAAUCUUAA